This is a messenger RNA of Eurytemora carolleeae, 2612 nucleotides long. RefSeq lists its product as uncharacterized. The transcript is spliced from 12 exons. The record is from RefSeq and is a predicted model, not a curated record. Gene Ontology annotation, molecular function: transmembrane transporter activity. Lineage: Eukaryota; Metazoa; Arthropoda; Copepoda; Calanoida; Temoridae. Gene Ontology annotation, cellular component: membrane. The coding region runs from base 11 to 1399 and encodes 462 amino acids. Gene Ontology annotation, biological process: transmembrane transport.
CAAAUCUAAAAUGUCUAAAUAUGAUGAGAUUAUUAAAGAAGAACCUCAUGAGAAGGUGCUUAGUAUAUCUCCGGAGAAGAACUGUUGCCAAAGCUUGGUUCGUGGUUGGAGAAGGUUUCCUGAACCUGUUCAGUUCAUCUUUGUUCUUAUGUUCAGUAUUUGUAUAGUUCCUCGGGACAAAAUAUUUAUCGACAAGGUAUGUAAACUAGAUCUACAGGAAUAUCUGAAAGAGCAUAAUCUAACAACAGAAGUGUGUGACGUCAUGUCAAGGAACAAAACUUUUCAGUUCGUUGAAACAGAAACCCAGGUAGAAUUUACUAAUGCUGAUAAUAAUAAUAAUUAUAGUGAGAAUAUUAAUGGGUGUCUCGUAAAUACAAGAAACAUACUAAGUAGCUUAUGGUUACUAGUAUCCGUGUUGUGGUGGGAUAUACCAGCUAAAUAUCUUAUUAUUGCAGGUGUAUCUGGAUGGAGCGGAGGAUAUAUGUGUCUCAAUAUUGGAUUAUAUUCUUACAUAUCAGAUACAUCAUCUCCACAAACUAGAACUACAAGGAUGUCUAUACUCACAGGGAUAUUUAGUCUGGGAUAUGUGAUCGGUGUGCAGAUUGGUGGCAGAAUCUCGAGCUAUGUUACCAUCUUCAUCCUCUCCUCCUCUCUAGGUGUACUAGGACUCCUCUACUCCAUCCUAGUCCUGGAGGAGAGUUUACCCAAACCUCUCCGAACCCAGAGCUCUGAGUCUACGCUAAGUCUAUUACUGGGUUGCUGGAGAACUAUGUUCAGAACCCGGGAUGGAACUCGACGAUUUCUCCUUCUCUGCUCUGUGUUCCAGUUCCAGGCGUUUAUGCUCUGUAUCAAUACAACAGAAUAUGAUUAUCUUAUGACAAGGUUAAAGUUCGCCUGGGAGAGGGCAGAUUUCAGUAAUUAUCUGACAGCUCAGAGGACAUGCAGACUAAUAGGACUGCUGAUGGUUCUACCCAUUUUGGCAAACUUCUUCAAGGUACGGGAUAGUAUAGUUGUCUCUGGUGGUUGUAUUGUAUCCUGUGCUGCCUAUAUAGUGCUGGGAGUCAGCUCUCCUACCUGGGGAGGAGACUGGCCGGUUUAUUUAUCUGCUGUACUUCAGUUCAAUUCAAUUACCACCGUCAGCAUCAGGUCUAUACUGAGUAAGCUAGUUGAGCCGGGGGAGGUUGGGAAAAUAUUUGCAGUUCUGGGAAUUGGUCAGGCGAUCAUAGCACUCGUCUCUCACAGUAUUCUGGGAUUAAUCUACAAUCUGAGCCUGGAGUUUUAUCCAACAAUGUACCUGCUUCCUGUUGUUAUUCUUCUUCUCAUCGCUUUUAUUCUAUCCCUGUUCCAUCCACAUCUUUUUAAAUCUGAACCUGCUCCGAUCUUAUGUCCUGAAACUUAAACCUGUUCAUGCCUAACCUCCUCAAAUCUUAACUUGUUCAAUCCUCAUGUCCUAAAACUUAAACCUGGUCAUUCUUAAAGGAUUAAAUAAAAACCCACUCAACUGCAUUUUUAAAAAUUUAUGUGUACUGGUUUCCUCAUCACCUCAAUAAUGAACCUUCUCUUGCUAUAUCCUCAUUUUCCCAAACCUAAAACUGCUACGUCCUUAUCUCCUCAAACAUAAACCUUCACCAUCCUCAUCUCCAUCCUUAUCUCCUCAAACAUGAACCUUCACCACUCUCAUCUCCUCAAACUUGAACUUGUUCCAUUUGUAUCUUCUAAACUUAGCCUGUUCCAUUCACAUAUUCUAAAACCUGAUCUUUUUUCAUCUUGUCAAAUCCUGACCCUGUUACAUUCGCAUCUCCUAAAACCUGAGCCUGUUCUUUUCUCAUAUCCUCAAAAUUUACCUUGUUCCAUUCUCAUCUCCUCAAACCUAUUCAAUCCUCAUCUCCUCAAGCCUAAACCUAUUCAAUCCUCAUCUCCUCAAGCCUAAACCUAUUCAAUCCUCAUUUCCUCAAGCCUAAACCUAUUCAAUCCUCAUCUCCUCAAACCUAAACCUAUUCAAUCCUCAUCUCCUCAAACCUUAACCUUCUCCGCCCUAUUCUCCAUCAACUUGAACCUGUUCCAUUCAUAUCUUUUCAACCCUGGCCUGUUCUAUUCUCAUCCAUUCAGAUUGUAAAACUGAUGUAUACACAUCUCUUCAAACGUAAACCAGCUUCAUUCUCAUUUUCUCAAAGCUAAAUCUACCCUCCAUCAUCAUCUCUAGUCUGAAUAUGUUCCAUCCAAAUCUUCGUAAAAAUUAAUCUCCUCUUUUCUUACCUCAUCAAAUCUAAUAAUCAAACCUAAACCUACUCCAUCCACAUAUCCUCAAACCUGAACCUAUUCCAUCCUCAUCAUCUCAAACCUAAACCUACUCCAUCCACAUAUCCUCAAAUCUAAUAAUUCAUCCUCAUCACCUCAAACCUAAACCUACUCCAUCCACAUAUCCUCAAACCUGAACCUAUUCCAUCCUCAUCAUCUCAAACCUAAACCUACUCCAUCCACAUAUCUUGAAACCUGAACCUAUUCCAUCCUCGUCAUCUCAAACCUGAACCUACUCCAUUCGCAUAUCCUCAAACUUGAACCUACUCCAUACACAUGAACAAACCUGAACCUACUCGAUCUAUCCGGAUGAA